UGAGUGACAGACACAUGCUGCUUGAUCUCCACACUCCAGCCAGGUCCCCAAGGUAGAAAACAGUCUCUGAAUCUUUAUUCAUGAGAAAGUCAGACGUUCUACCUCUGAACUCCUUAAUUUAUUUUCUCAGUUGAAGGAUUUAAUGCCAGGAUAAAAAAUAAAUAAAUUCAUAAUUCAUAUAUUAUUUUUUGCUGGAAGUUCCAAAAUCCAGGUUCUGCAUUUCUGAAAAAUACACAAUACAAGGUUCAGCUAAAAUCAUGGAGAUGGAUUUAUCUACCCCAAGACUCUCAAACCAAAGAGAAGAUUUUAUUGGCCCUUUGAGACAAGCGAGUUUGAGGAGACGACACUAUUCAAUAGACGCUUCAGAGAUGCGAGACAUAGAAGAGACAAAAACAUGGAAAGAACGUAUUCAAGACUUCAGACGCUUCAUCUGGAAUCCCUACAAAGGGGAGUUUAUGGGAAGAGAUAAAAAAAGCUGGGCCAAGAUUUUAUUUUUUUACUUUUGUUUAUACGUUUUUCUUACUGGGAUGUUUGCAUUAUGUAUAUAUGCAUUGCUUCUCACAAUAAACCCAUACGUUCCGACAUACAGAGACCGAGUUUUCCCACCAGGUCUAACUAUCAGACCACACAUAACUGGACACCAUUAUGUCUUCAAUGGUUCAGAAAGAAGCACAUGGUCAUCUUUCACUGACAACCUGGACAAAUUCCUUGAAGACUAUGAAGAUGAUACACAAAUAAUUAACAAUAUAGAGUGCACCCCUGGACAAUAUUUUGUCCAACCUGGAGAUGAAAAGGAUGAGAAGAAAGCCUGCCAAUUCAGACGCUCACAGUUAAAGAACUGCUCUGGGAUUGAUGACCCGUCCUAUGGUUUUGCAGAAGGGAAGCCUUGCUUCAUACUAAAGAUGAAUCGGAUCCUUGGGUUUGAGGCUGGUUCCGGAGUGCCUUUCUAUGUAACCUGUGAUAUUCCGAGAGGCAAUCAGAAUCUAGGGUCAGUGAACUUCUAUCCAUCUAACAGAUUUGACCUCAUGUACUUCCCUUACUAUGGCAAAAUCACACAUGUAAAUUAUUCCUCCCCUCUAAUAGCAAUGCAUUUCACAGAGGUGGCCAGAAAUGAAGAUGUAACCAUCCAAUGCAAGAUAAAUGGAAAACGCAUUAUUAGUGAUAACAGUAAUGAUCGAUUUCUGGGCAGAAUAAUCUUCACCUUGCAUAUCGGUUGAGAUACCAAAAUUUCCAGCAUUACUCCAGCGACCCUUGACUAUUCACAGUCCCUAUAAACUGCGGACAGUACAGUUCACCAAUCACACUUUAGGAGAACAGUUAGUUCACUUGAGAUUUCUCUUAAUUCUUUAUGGACUCAUUGGACAGUAAUGCAGAUCAGCACAAAUAAGUAUAGUAAAAGCAAAGACUAAAAAAAACAUAGCAACAAAUAAUCUUUGAAUUUCUAAGAAGGGGAAAAAAGUGACACUAAUGUGAUAAUAUAUAGUAAAAUAUCCCAUUAUAAAUUCAAUUACGCCUCAGAACCACAUGACUAAGGGUCCAUAAAGAAAAGUGUCUCUCUCUUGCUCGGUGUGGUACAUAAAAUUGUCUCUCUUCUAAUUUCUCUUUGGAAGACAACCCACAGGACUACAAUGAGACAGCUAAAAUUCUUAGAUUUUUUUUCAGUUGUUUUUAUUAAUGUUUUAGACAAGAUAUGUAAGCAGGCACCAAUUGUUAACAUUUUUGUUUCAACAAAUUACAAGCAACAAAAUGGUCUAGGUAAGGAUUGCAAAGACAGUAACUUGACCAUGUGGAGGAGAGUGAAAGGGAACAAAGUAGGGUAUUCCCAAAGUGUUCAUUCAAGAAAAAGAAACCUCUAUAAUGUAGUAGUGUAUAGAGUGAACUACACAGUCUGUAAAUUAACAGGAAUAGUAGAGGCUUGCAAUAGGUUGGGAAUUCAAAGUAAAUACAAAGUGAUUUUGUAAUACAAAGUAAAGUAUAAUUGCUUCAGAUUUUCUCAGCUUAGGCUAUUGUCUUCAUCAAUGAGCACAAUCGGGUUAUGAUAAAAUCAAUAUCUCUGGUAUGGGAGGCAGAAAGUAGUUAUCAGAGUCCUAUUGUGGUCUGCUCAUAAGUGAUGUGGGGAUUGGUAUUCAGCUAAAGUGGGAAAUGGGGUCAUGGAAGAAAAAUUGCCGCUUAAAACAGAAAGUGGUUUGACGUAUUUGUCUGUGAUGAAACUAGGCUAGGAUGGUCAUGGUCUAAUGGAAAGAAAUUUCCAAGUGAGCUUUUCCUUGGGUACACUAGUAUGCUGUUAGUGCAUUUGGAAUAUAGAUUAUGUAGAAACUGAGUCAGCAUUGGGAUCCAGCUAUGUCUUUGUGGUUACGAGUUCUAAAAUUAUUGAUAAACCUGUGUGAUUGGUGAUGUGGUAUACGGUAUUAUUUUAAUAUAUAUUUUAUUGGUGUCACCUUUUUUCUUUCUUCCAAUUCAUUUUUUUUUUCCUGUAGCGCACAUAUGUCUGUAUUAGAUAAUUAACUACUUUAGAAAAAUCUAAAUAAAAAUUAACCUUAAUCAUUGUGGUUAUUUAAGACAAAAUACAAAAAUAAA
This is a messenger RNA of Pelobates fuscus (common spadefoot toad), 2577 nucleotides long. It is a transcript of the gene ATP1B4, whose product is annotated as ATPase Na+/K+ transporting family member beta 4. Lineage: Eukaryota; Metazoa; Chordata; Amphibia; Anura; Pelobatidae. The record is from RefSeq and is a predicted model, not a curated record. Gene Ontology annotation, cellular component: sodium:potassium-exchanging ATPase complex; nuclear inner membrane. Bases 258 to 1217 code for a protein of 319 amino acids. Gene Ontology annotation, biological process: regulation of DNA-templated transcription; potassium ion transport; sodium ion transport. The transcript is spliced from 9 exons.